Hyla sarda is the source of this 5983-nucleotide messenger RNA. RefSeq names its product cysteine rich transmembrane BMP regulator 1 (gene CRIM1). Gene Ontology annotation, cellular component: extracellular region. The record is from RefSeq and is a predicted model, not a curated record. Gene Ontology annotation, molecular function: serine-type endopeptidase inhibitor activity; protein binding. The transcript is spliced from 17 exons. NCBI's taxonomy places the organism in Eukaryota, Metazoa, Chordata, Amphibia, Anura, Hylidae. The coding region runs from base 695 to 3784 and encodes 1029 amino acids.
GACAGGUGUGACUAGCAGGUAGACUCUAGAGUGCAGCAGGACAAAUGCCGCAUCCCCCUCAGCUCAGCUCCAUGUGCACGAUGACGCAGCGGAGGGCAGACUGCGCUCACACCUCAACCCGCUCCUUAUGUGGAAUCUCGGGGCGGGACGCGGCAAUGGCGCACUUUCCAAUGAGAGGCCGGGGACGCGGCCGGGGGGAGUUGUCUGUAUUGUGACGCCGCCAUGAGGGAGGAGGAAGCGUGAGCAGCUCGGGCUGCGUUCUCUACCAGAGAGAGCGAUAAACAAGAGAGGGGAGAAAAAGUAGCGACUGCGUGAGGAGACAAGAGACAGAAGCCGAGAGAGGAGCAUGACAGGCGGCGGCCACUGAGCUCCACCACUGACUGACACGGCUCCCGCUCUGCCUGUGAGGUGACCGGAGGAGCGCGGCGCUGAGGAGGAGACCGGCGGGAGGGCUGUGCGUUGAGGAGGACAACCGGACAAGUUUCCUGCUGUCAGGGACGAGGAGAAGUUUCCCGUGUUAGUGACAACUGUGAGGAAAGUUGGAUGUGAGCGGGGGCGGCCGCUGACAGGAAUAUGUGGCGCCCGGCGGGCUCCCCCGUCUAGAGCCGCGGACCCCGGGCUCGCUGCUGUGUGUGAGGAAACUUUGCGCAGGUGAUUUUGCUAUUGUCGGGAGAUUCUGUGACACGGAGGAAGGAUGCACCUGGCGGGCGGGAAGUCGCUGCGGCUCUGGCACCUGGUGCUGGCGGCUUUGUCGCUGCUGCCUGCGUCUAGUCGGGCAUUGGUCUGUUUACCCUGCGAUGAGUCCAAGUGCGAGGAGCCCAAGAACUGCCCCGGGAGUAUCGUGCUGGGCAUCUGCGGCUGCUGCUUCAUGUGCGCCCGGCAGAAGAACGAGAGCUGCGGGGGAGUGUACGGGCUGCACGGAGCCUGCGACCGGGGGCUACGCUGUGUCAUCCGCCCCCCGCUCAACGGAGACUCCAUCACCGAGUACGAAGUGGGGGUGUGCGAAGAUGAGAAUUGGGAUGAUGGUCAGCUCUAUGGAUUUGAACCUUGCAAUGAAAACUUUAUAACAGGAUGCAACAUCAUCAAUGGAAAAUGUGAAUGUGACACUAUUCGGACCUGUAACAGCCCCUUUGAAUUCCCUAACCAGGAGUCAUGUCAGGCUGCCUUGAAAAGAAUUGAAGAAGAAAAGCCAGAUUGCUCUACAGCUCGAUGUGAAGUGCAGUUUUCACCACGUUGUGCAGAAGACUCAGUCCUCAUUGAAGGCUACGCUCCCCCUGGCGAAUGUUGUCCUCUCCCCAGCCGAUGUGUGUGCAACCCAGCAGGAUGCUUGCGAAAAGUCUGCCAGCCAGGCUACCUAAACAUUGUUGUGUCCAAAGCAUCAGGCAAGCCAGGGGAGUGUUGCGACCUCUACGAAUGCAAACCAGUUUUCAGUGUGGAUUGUAGUACUGUGGAAUGCCCUCCAGUCCAACAAGUUGUGUGUCCUUCAGACAGCUAUGCAACACAAGUCCGACUGACGGCUGAUGGAUGCUGCACGUUACCAACAAGAUGUGAAUGUCUCUCUGGGAACUGCAGCUUUCCUGUAUGUGAAGCAGGCUCGAUCCCUCGGAUAGUCUCACGAGGCAAUGGAAUACCUGGGAAGUGCUGUGACAUCUUUGAGUGUGUUAACGAGACAAAGCCAGCAUGUAUUUUUAAUAACGUGGAGUAUUAUGAUGGAGAUAUGUUUCGUAUGGAUGCAUGUCGCUUCUGUCGGUGUCAAGGAGGUGUUUCCAUCUGCUUCUCAGCUCAGUGUGGAGAGCUGCACUGUGAUCGCUACUAUGUGCCAGAGGGGGAGUGCUGCCCAGUUUGUGAAGAUCCUGUGUACCCAGUCCAUGAUCCUGCUGGUUGCUACGCUAAUGGACAGAUAAGAAGUCAUGGUGACCGCUGGAGGGAAGAUGACUGCACAUUCUGUCAGUGCAUUAAUGGAGAACCACAUUGUGUUGCUACAGCAUGCGGUCAGAGCUGUCUGAAACCUGUGAAAGUGCCUGGAGAAUGCUGUCCAGUCUGUGAAGAACCUACAUACAUCACCAUGGCUCCACCAACAUGUGAUCUGUUAAUUAACUGCACGUUGACUGACAAGGACUGCAAUUAUGGAUUCCGCUUAGAUCAGAAUGGCUGCCGCAUCUGUCAGUGUAAAACAAGAGAGGAGCUUUGCACUGGACUUAUAUCAGGUUGUGCCCUGGACUGUCCCUAUGGCUUUCAGACUCAUUUCCACAACUGUGAGAUCUGCCAGUGCCGACCAAGGCCCAAGAAGUGCAAGCCAAUAGUCUGUGACAAAUAUUGUCCAUUCGGCUACCUGAAAAACAAACAUGGCUGUGAAAUAUGUCGCUGCAAGAAGUGUCCGGAUGUCCCAUGUGGCAAGAUUUGUUCUAUGGGCUUUGAGGAAGACAGUCAUGGAUGCCCAGUCUGCAAGUGCAGAGAAGCAGUUUCAUCAGCUGGGCCACCAGUUUUGACUGGCACGUGUCUAUCAAUGGAUGGAAGACGUCAUGAGAAUGAAGAGAGCUGGCAUGAUGGUUGCCGUGAAUGCUACUGCCACAAUGGACGGGAAAUGUGUGCACUGAUAACUUGUCCUGUUCCUGGCUGUGCCAAUCCUAGCAUACUUCCAGGGCAGUGUUGCCCCUCGUGUCCAGAGGAUACAAGCGGGAAGAAGCCAGAAUCCACAGACCCAUCCAUCUGCCAUGCCCCUGGAGGGGAGUAUUAUGUUGAAGGAGAAACAUGGAAUAUUGAUUCUUGCACACAGUGCACUUGUCAUAGUGGACGAGUUUUGUGCGAGACUGAAGUUUGCCCUCCGCUGCUAUGUCAAAAUCCUAGUCGUACUCAUGACUCUUGCUGCCCUCAUUGCCCAGAUGAAUCUCUUCAGCCUUCUGUACCGGGCAAUGACAGUCUGCCCAGCUACUGCAAAAAUGACGAGGGAGACAUUUUCCUGGCAGCAGAGUCUUGGAAACCCAAUGUUUGCACUAGCUGUGUCUGCAUGGAUGGUAUGAUCAGCUGCUACUCUGAGUCCUGUCCGCCUGUAACCUGUGAAAGACCAGUUCUGAGGAAGGGUCAGUGCUGUCCAUACUGCAUUGAGGAUACAAUUCCAAAGAAAGUUGUCUGCCACUUCAACGGCAAGACCUAUGAGGAUGAAGAGAGAUGGGACAUCGACAGUUGCACGCACUGCUACUGUUUGCAAGGACAGACACUCUGCUCCACAGUCAGCUGCCCACCUUUGCCCUGUGUAGAACCAAUAAAUGCUGAAGGGAGCUGUUGUCCCAUGUGUCCAGAGAUGUAUAUUCCUGAACCCACUAACAUCCCUAUUGAGAAGACAAAUCACAGAGGAAGAAACGAACAUGACUUUCUUCACUGGCCAACACCAAGUGAGAAUGACAUUCACCAUCAUAGAGAAAUGGGUCAUCUAAAAGUGAACUAUAGAGAAGGAGACAGACCUCAGUCAAGUGAGGACAGCUCACUUCACUCAGUUGCAUGGGUCGCAAUCCCAAUAUUGACAGCUUUGAUUAUCAUCAUUGUCCUUCUUCUGAUCAAUAAGAAAAAGCAAUGGAUUCCAGUACCCUGUUACCGAACACCUACAAAGCCAACCUGCCUAAACAACCAACUGGUGUAUGUGGACUGCAAGAAAGGGACUAGGGUACAAGUGGACAGCUCACAAAGGAUGCUAAGAAUGGCUGACCCAGACUCUAGAUACAGUGGCUUCUACAGUAUGCAAAAACAGAACAACCUCCAGGCAGAUAAUUUCUAUCAAACUGUGUGAGGAACGCCAAGACUUCUAUCACAUGGAUUUUCCUUUAGAGAAAAGGAAAAUAAAUUAGACAAGAGGAUGGAUAACAGACUGAAACCUGCUAUACAAAAAAAAAAAAAAAACUGUGCACUUGCUUAUUGGAUUGUGUGACAUGUACAGUUGAGACCUUACUGAGAUGAACUCUUGUCUCAUGCAAUGUGCCAAAACAAACAUUCCCACUUUCCCUUUGUAACAACUGACCAAGUGUUUUCUUAGAACCAAAGUUUGGAGAACUGGCUUAUGCGUAUCUGCUUGUAACAUAGCUAUAGAGAUGUUUUCUUUUUUUCAAGUUGGUUGGGGAUGUAGUUUGGGGUACUGACAAAGGAGAGGUCACAAGAGCUUAAUCAGACGCAGGAGAAAGGCGAAUAUGUAUAGUGAGGCACCACAUUUCUUCUAGUAAAGUUGCUAAUACUGGCUUAUGCUGGUAACAUAUAAGAAUGGCAGUGCCCUCGCCCCAUUUAAAGACAUUGACUUCUCCUGCAUCUCAGAAUAUAUACCACAAGAAAACAAUGCUGAAAAUGGAGUGGUCUAUACAAAUUUUUGCUACAGGUUGUUGUACACAAAAUAUACUAUGUACAAAUCACAGCCAUGCUCAAGCUGCAAAUAAUUCUUUUUCUAAACUGAUUUCUCUUCACAUGUUCAAUACAAACAAUGGUAAAAAAAAAAAAAAUAAUAAAAAAAAAGAUGAUAGCUGCAGUAAGGUAGACAUGGUGGGUAAGGUUCUAAAACUAUAGAAAAUGUGCUGCUUGUUUUUUUCCUUUAAAAGUUUUAUUUUUAUUUGAUUUUAGCGAUUGGCCAGUUGGAUUAAAGUAAAAUUACAGAGGGCUUAGUAGGUUUUUUUUCAUAUAUAAAUAUAUAUCUAUAUCUGAGCACUGGAUUUUUAUUUUUUCCUUAGAGCAGUAUUUAGAACAUUUUAAGAUCUUAACCAAAUACUGUUCUAAGAUUUCUUUUAUAAUGGGGUGUUGUUGUUAAAGCUAUUUUAUUUUUAUUAUUUUUUUUGUGUGCGUGUGUGAUCAUAUGUGUGUGACUUUCAUUGCAUUUUUGUUCUACCAAGAGAAGGAUUGCAAUUGCUAUUUACUUUUGUUGAUGCUGGAGAGGCAAUGGUUUUAGAAAAAAAGGAAAGCCAUUGGCGUUAGCUUGCUGGAAAAAAUAACUUAUGCUUCAAACAAGUGGAGAUGGCAUAAGAGGGGGGGAAUGGGAUGCAGAGUAUAUUUUCGAUUCCAUUUAUUUUAUUUUAUUUUUUUUUUUUUGCUUUAUUCUUUUUGUUUGAUUUUAUUAAGUUACUGAUUGUGCAAAUUAGAAAACCGCUACCCUUUUUUGGAGUUGCUUAAUUUUAUUGUAUAUUCAAGCACCUUUUUUUCAAAGCUAAGUUAAAAAAAAAAGCAAAAGUUGCAAAAAAAAGUAAAUAAGAGGAGAUUAUGCUUCUUCAAACUUUAGCAUUUUAGGAAUAUUUAUGUAAAUGUAUAUUAUGCUAAAAUGACAAAGUAUUUGUAUAUAUAUCUAUAUAUAUAUAUAAAAAAUAUAUAUAUAUAAUUUUAUAUGUUUUCUUUUCCUGUUGAAUGUAUUUUUAACCAAGAAAGAGAAAUUUACCCGUAAAAGAAACAUUAAAAACCAGCAUUCCAUACCAAUGCUUAACUGCUUGUAAGUUCAGAUAAGGAUGCAGGCGUAUUUUAAUUCUACCUACUGUGUUACUUUUCUUUUGUGUUUGUGUGUGCUUUUUGUCUCUGUACCAUAUCACGUGUAUUUGCGUGAAUAUGCAUUAUGUAAAAUGUGUGUAUAUGUCUGUGUGAACCUGAAAACCACAGUGACUUCAGCAAUAAGCAUAAGUCCUGCUACUUUGGAUAGUGAGUUGGGGGGGGGAGGGCUUUUAAUUUAUUAUACAGUAUAUUCUUUUGUUUUUGCUAUGUUCUGUGUUUUGCUGAACAAGCCCAGGAAUUGGACUUGGUUGUUUGGUAUUGUGAGGUGAAAUACAGUUGAAUCAGAUAUGGAAGUUGCAACUUUAUCAUUGGGAAAAAGGCUUGUGGGGCUUAAGAAAGGCUUGUUCACAAAGUAAUGUUAUGACCCGCAUGUCUCCCUGCAUGGUUCUGUUCUCCAUGUUUACCAAAAUGAGUAUAGAUAACAUCAGUGGGAAGACGAGGCAUUGGGAGCAGUUACAUAUAUUUAAAAUAAAAA